AUGCCCCAGGACUCGCCGUCGGAACCCUACCCGGAUGAUUACGAUACGGAGCCCGAAUUUAUUGAGGUUGAUCCAUCUGGUCGAUACGGUCGGUAUAAAGAAGUAUUGGGCAAGGGAGCUUUCAAAAAAGUAUAUAGAGCGUUUGAUGAAUGGGAAGGAAUAGAGGUGGCAUGGAAUCAGGUUAAAGUUGCAGAUCUCUUGAGAAAUUCUGAGGACUUGGAACGAUUGUAUUCCGAAGUUCACUUGCUAAAAACUCUUAAGCACAAGAAUAUUAUCAAAUUUUACAACUCGUGGAUUGAUGCCAAGAAUGAGCAUAUCAAUUUCAUUACGGAAAUUUUCACUUCUGGCACUUUGAGACAGUAUCGAAAGAAACAUAAAUAUGUCGAUUUGAGAGCUUUGAAAAAAUGGUCCAGGCAAAUUCUAGAAGGGCUUUCGUAUCUUCAUAGUCAUGACCCCCCAGUUAUUCAUCGGGACUUGAAGUGUGACAAUGUUUUUGUGAACGGGAACCAGGGGGAGGUGAAAAUCGGGGAUCUUGGACUUGCUGCUAUUCUUUGUAAGGCUCAUGCAGCUCACAGUGUCAUUGGCACGCCUGAGUUCAUGGCACCAGAGCUUUACGAGGAGGAAUACAAUGAGCUUGUAGAUAUCUAUGCCUUUGGUAUGUGCUUGCUGGAACUCAUGACAGUCGAGUACCCAUAUGUUGAAUGUGCCAAUGCUGCUCAGAUAUAUAAAAAAGUGACAUCGGGGAUUAAACCUGCAUCACUAGGAAAAGUGAAGGAUCCUGGAGUCCGAACAUUUAUCGAAAAAUGUAUUGCAAAAGUCUCUGAGCGGUUAUCGGCCAAAGACCUACUGAAUGAUCCUUUCCUCCAGUCAGACGAGGAUUCUAGAAGUAUAGGUCGAUCCCUGCAUUCUCAUCCCCUAAAUGCAGAUGACAAUAGUGAUCAGUUUGACUGUGGAAAAACGCCCGAGGGAAGUUUAGACUUCUCGGUAUAUGGUCAAAGGAAAGACCAGAAUACUAUAUUCUUGAAACUCCGAAUAGCAGAUUCGUCAGGACAUAUUCGGAAUAUUCACUUCCCAUUUGAUAUUGAGGUGGAUACAUCAACUGCUGUAGCUAGUGAAAUGGUUGAACAGCUGGAUUUGACGGAUCGUGAUGUCUCAAUAAUUGCUGAAAUGAUUGAUUCUGAAAUUCGAUCCCACAUUCCAGAUUGGGCACCCAUAGAAAUCUAUGGCAAUAGUAUUUCUGGGGAAGCAAUUUCUGCAAGCGGUAGAUCUGGAGGUCAGGGUGAUGCUUCUCACACGGAAAUUGAUUCUGCUCAUUCUGGUUCUUCCCCCGUGACAAAUGAUUCUGCUCGUACUGGCCCUCUUGUUUCGGAAAGACUGCCUUCAGGUCGUAGAUUUUGGUCCGAUUCACCCAAAACUAGUGAUGCAACCUCUCCACUGAGGCCAAUACCGUCAAGGGCAGAUUCAGUUACCUCUGGAGAUGGCUGGUCUGAAGAAAAUUCGCCAUCCUCAAUUUUUCAUAAAGAUGUUAACAGAUCCCUUGAUGCUUCCCCUCUCAGGCAAGUAGAAAACGAGUCUGAUCAUGAUGUUUGUACAGAAGUGGAUGGGCCUCGUGCUUUUGAAGAAAACACAAUAAUGAGUGAAACUGAAUCUAAUGACCUCAAAAUUAUUGUUAUAAAACUAGAGCAUUUAUUGGACAAGCAGCGAAGGGAACUAGAUGAACUUAAGCAGAGGCAUGAACUGGCUGUCUUGGAUCUUUUGAAUGAAGUUCCUCCUGAGAUGGUUCAUAGAGUUCUUAGUAUCUGCGACUAG
This is a messenger RNA of Fraxinus pennsylvanica, 1809 nucleotides long. The record is from the annotation of a GenBank genome assembly. Lineage: Eukaryota; Viridiplantae; Streptophyta; Magnoliopsida; Lamiales; Oleaceae.